This is a messenger RNA of Cydia amplana, 967 nucleotides long. RefSeq names its product small ribosomal subunit protein bS1m (gene mRpS28). Bases 72 to 602 code for a protein of 176 amino acids. NCBI's taxonomy places the organism in Eukaryota, Metazoa, Arthropoda, Insecta, Lepidoptera, Tortricidae. The record is from RefSeq and is a predicted model, not a curated record. Gene Ontology annotation, cellular component: mitochondrial small ribosomal subunit. The transcript has 2 exons.
UAUUUUUGGGUUUUUAUUUGCUUAUAAUAAUACAGAUAAGUUGAAUACGUGCUACAUCUGCCGCUACAGAAAUGUUUGGUUUGGCCAGAUUGUCAAGAAAUUGGAAACAUUCUAACUUACUGACCCAACGCUCCAGAUUAUUUAGCACUAUCGACUCAAAAAAUGUCGAUCAAAAUCAGGAGGGAAUACCUGAUAUUUCCGAAAAGGGUGGUUUUGCUAAGGCGUUUGAAAAACAGUCGCAAAUUCUAGAUACACAGGAACCUGCAGUCAACCACUCAUUCCCAUCUCUACUAAGGAAUUCUAAGUUUAUGGAUUUAGGAGAUCCGUCUGGCAAACUGGUCAUAGGCAAAAUAUUUCAUGUUGUGGAAGAUGAUUUAUACAUAGACUUUGGUUGGAAAUUCCACUGUGUGUGUACCCGCCCUACGAAUAGAGGUGACGAAUACGUCCGGGGAGCGAGAGUAAGGAUUCAGAUAAAGGACUUGGAGCUAUCGUCUCGUUUCCUCGGAUCAAGCACGGACCUCACACUGCUGGAAGCUGACUGCAAGCUGCUAGGUUUAGUUUCUACGCCCUCACGAGCUACAGUUACUGAGAAACAGCAGUGAGGUAAGUAAUCAUCAGUCACAGGCUUAGAACCAACAACUAAUGUGUAUUUUUGAUAUAGUUGAGUAGAUUAUCUGUUUCUGAACUUUAUGAUGUAUUUAAUGAGAAAUUAAUGUAGUAUUUAUUUCUUAUGCUAAAGCAGUUUAAGGAGUUUAAAAAAAAAUUGUUGCUUGUUUUAAGAAUGUUAAAUAUUUUGAAUUCAUUACUUAUUUUUUAAUAAACUCAUUAGUAUGUAAUAUCCAAAAUUGGUAUAAACAUUUAUCAAAGCUCUAUUAUUGACUGUAAGUCUGUGUGGUUUACUUAUUCUGUAAAUAUAGUGUAGAUAAUUCUUACUUGUACAAUAAAUGUAAUUUUAAUAGUAUAUUGC